GGCCGUCUCGCUUCCGUUGAGGAGGCAACAUGGCGGCGCCCUUAUCUUUAUUGCUCGAGUUCGGUGGUGGCGCAGAACUGCUGUUUGAUGGCAUCAAGAAGCAUAAUGUGACUCUGCCUAACCAAUCAAAUCCUUGGAACAUCAGACAGUUGUUGGUGUGGAUCAAACAGAAUCUGUUGAAGGAACGUCCGGAGCUGUUCAUUCAGGGAGAGACAGUGCGUCCUGGAAUCCUUGUUCUCAUCAAUGAUUCAGACUGGGAACUCAUGGGAGAGCUGGACUACCAAUUGGAAAAUGAAGACAACGUGGUGUUUAUCUCAACGUUACAUGGAGGAUAAAUAAAGGGACCCAAUGGGAACCAACAUAUUUUAAUAACUACAAGGUCGGCUCUCGUAUCAGCUUCAGCUGUGAGCAUGAGACACUUCCUGGAAAGGCCUACAUUUUCAAAUGGAAUAUAUUUAUAUAAAAACUGCCAUAAUUCUCUGUAAGGAGAUAAUCUAUUCUUUGUUAUAUAUGUUUUUUUGUUAUUUGAUUUUAUAUAUCUUUUUUUUUUUCUUUUGUACUUCUGUACGUUAUUGUACUUCUGGUACAUAGAACCAAGAAUAUCGUGCCUCGUCACACUUAACAUUUUUUGUUGUUGUUGCUCAAUUGAUUAUGCCAAAAAGAACCUAGUAAACCUUUUUUUGUAUUCU
Molecule: messenger RNA, 689 nt
Organism: Pelobates fuscus (common spadefoot toad)
Lineage: Eukaryota; Metazoa; Chordata; Amphibia; Anura; Pelobatidae
Gene: URM1
Product: ubiquitin related modifier 1
Exons: 5
Coding region: 30-335 (101 amino acids)
Biological process (GO): protein urmylation; tRNA thio-modification
Cellular component (GO): cytoplasm; nucleus
Molecular function (GO): protein tag activity
Source: RefSeq, a predicted model, not a curated record